Molecule: messenger RNA, 1449 nt
Organism: Neohortaea acidophila
Lineage: Eukaryota; Fungi; Ascomycota; Dothideomycetes; Mycosphaerellales; Teratosphaeriaceae
Exons: 1
Coding region: 1-1449 (482 amino acids)
Cellular component (GO): Cul4-RING E3 ubiquitin ligase complex
Molecular function (GO): protein binding
Source: RefSeq, a predicted model, not a curated record
AUGAAUCGCGGAGAUCUGCCCGGUUACUACUGGGAUGAAGACAAGAAACGAUACUUCAAGAUUCAAGCCAAUCACCUUGUUCCGGAGGCAGCAAAGUAUGCCAAGGGCAACGUUAAUCAGGAACGCCGGAUCUCGAAGAAACGCAAGACGGAAACGCAGCAAAAAGCAAAGCGGCAGUCGGCUCUUAUGCGCAAGGCUCCCGUCUUGAACUCCUCAGUGCUCGGCGGGACUGGUCUGGGUCGUGAGCUGGGCGUCGAUCAAAGGUACCGGCAGUAUGGGAUGCAAAAAGAUGCUGCGCUGGUGUCACAGUGGAAGGCAGAGCGUCUUGAUGUGCAGUUACCACUAAAGUACCGCGCAGAUGCGAGAGUGCGCCAAGUCCACCACGUCCCGUGGUCUGGCAAGGUGAUUGUCGCAGCAACACAAUCUACCAGUGGCCACAGUGUGCUCUUAGAUUAUCACUACGAUUGGGACGAAGCAUCCGAAAGCGUUUUCCUUGGAUUCAACACCAUAUCACCCAUCACGGCUUUCAACAGCAGCAUCGCUUGCGUUUCCUACCGCAGGGGCAACGCGGAAGGUCAUGAGUUAGACUCACUGAUGAUCGCGUGCGCGGAGCAGUACCAGGUCGGUAACGUCUCCUUCCGAGCGCUGCGCUACGGUGAUGAAGGGCACCUCACUUGUGGCUGGGAUGUCACCCUUGGCUCCACCGGCAGUAGCAUUGGUGACUCCGCGUUCCAUCUCGCCACGACUCGGGCCGCCAUAAUCGGAUCAUUUGGAAUCGCUGUCAUCGAUUGCGAGGGCAGGUUGAGGCAGCGUAUCCCAGCGCCGGAGGAGUCGGAGGAGUGGCCGCAAUGUGCGCCUUGCGUCGAGUGGCUCAAUCAAAACACGGUGCUGUAUGGAGUCAAAGAGGACAAAUACAGUGUCAUGCUGUGGGACACUCGAACACCGGAUGGCAAAGCAGCGCGCUUCCAGCUCCACAAGCGACUUACCGGCCUCCUCAAUCCACAAACGGACGACACCACUGAUUUCGGGCCCUUCCAUUUCUUCAACUCCGACUUUUAUCGAUACCCGAUCCAUCGCAAUCCAUACGAGAUCUUGGCUUCGACAAACCAUGACAUCAAUCUGUUCGAUACCCGCAUGCCGUCGAUAAAUGGCCGGGAUCCACCCGUGCUGACAAUGCCCCACGUUCACGGCGGUCCCAGGCUUCACUAUGCGGCGAAAGGCUCCCUCAUCGCCGCCGUCGACCGGGACAAUAUUGUGCAAGUGUACUCCACACGGACCGGAGCGAAGGUUUCGGCUCUGGAUGCGCCUGUCUGGCGGCCGCGGAAGCUGGAGAGUCCUGCUUUGCAUCACUUAUCGUGGUAUGAUGAUAACGACCGCGGGUCGACUUUGCUGGCGGUGCAGGGAAAUGGGAUUGUGAGGUGGACUUGGGGCAGCCCGGAUGAUGAAUGA